Solenopsis invicta (red fire ant) is the source of this 2253-nucleotide messenger RNA. RefSeq lists its product as uncharacterized. The record is from RefSeq and is a predicted model, not a curated record. The transcript has 2 exons. The coding region runs from base 631 to 1383 and encodes 250 amino acids. NCBI's taxonomy places the organism in Eukaryota, Metazoa, Arthropoda, Insecta, Hymenoptera, Formicidae.
AAUCUGAGGCGGACACUUCCCUGUGUUUCCUUGUUAGUAAAAGCGUACUAUCAAGUACCCGUCGCCAAGGAGGAUAUUCACAAGAACGCAGUUACCACACCUUUUGGACUUUUUGAAUUUUUCGUCAUGCCUUUUGGUCUUCGUAACGCUCAAACUUUCCAAAGAUUAAUGAAUUCACUACUCAGUGAUUUAGAUUUUGCUUUUUGCUAUCUUGACGACAUUCUUAUAGCUUCCAAAAAUGAACAAGAACAUAUUGCCCAUUUGCGCAUUAUUUUUAAUCGUUUAUUACAAGCCGGAAUGUCAAUUAACGUAUCCAAAUGUCUUUUUGGAAAAAAGAACUUUCUUUUCUCGAAUAGUUUCAAAUCAAGGUAUUAAGGGGUUAUCUCUAGUUAGAAAAGACGAAAAAAUCGAUUUUUAGGUUUUUGCAUAUUCUAAAAGUAUGCCAUCUCAAAAAUGUUUUCUGAAAGUUUCAUAUUAAUCAAACGAAAAUUGACAAAGUUAUGCGAGUUUGAACGUAGGGACCGCUCCGAGAGCAGGUAGCGCGCGGCAGCAAGCAGCGCGCAGCAGCUGCGCACCUUAUGAAAACAUUACUGUAAAUAAAAAAAAUGUAUCGGUCACGUCCAAAAAAGAAUGGGCACGCGAUUACGUGAGUGUAAAAAGAAAAAUAAAGGGCUCGGCGGCAAAGGCAAACUAACCGGUAAAAUGAUCGAUAAGUUAACGGUUUACUAUGGUCUAGCUAUACGUAGAAAUUAUGACUCAGCAGAGAAUAUGAAAACAGCUAUUUGGGCUACACAUAAUCACUACAGUUCAACAAACGAAAAUCCGAAACAUGACCUCUGCCCGGCGGGAGCGGAAUCGUGGUGCGAAUGGCAGCGCGCAUACGCAGAGUUACCAAGCAAUCAGAAGCAAAAAAUAAAAAGUUUUAUACACACCUACGACGCUUUGCCGAUUGAUGUUUUAACGGCUAUCGAGCCAAUUUACAAGGACUUGAGUAAACAAGAGUUAUUAGAUCGAUGUGUUGGUGGAUUUACGCAAAAUAACAACAAAAGUUAUAAUCAACUGAUUUGGAAAAUCAGUUCAAAAAUUCUUCCAGGCGGCUUAAUACCAAUCGAAAUAGCUGCAUAUGUGUCAGCUUGUGUUUUUAAUGAAGGCUCAAAGGCUUUGUUACAAAUAAUGCAAGCGAUGGGAGUUUCUACUGGCCCAAAUGCCCAUGCAUUCGUGGCAGACGAAGACGAGGGACGCGUCACUAUUGCCGAGCGCUGCGCGCAAGAAAAUACACAAGAGGCCAGAAAGCAUCGUAGACAGAAGAAAAUUGAUGCUUUGGAGGUGGCUUCGGCAGCAGAAGGCUUACUUUAUGGGCCUGGAAUCGAUGAUUCUGUAUAAUCCAGAUUCGAGCAGCAGUGGACACCGCAAAACCAGUUUUUUGAAAGGGCCUUCAGGAGGAUGGACGUAUCUUUUUUAAUUAUUAAUAUUUUUUAUUUAAAAAAUUAUAUUACAUUCAUAAAAAUAUAUUCUCUCACAUAGACCAACCCAAUUUUAAACAAGUCUUAUAGUUAAUGCAAAAAAAAUUCUCAAAUCUAUUUUUCGGCUUCCUGACUAGGGAUAACCCCUUAAACCUACAACAGAAAAAGUAAAAUAUAUUAUUGAUUAUCCUAAACCUAAGACAUUUCAUGAUAUGCGUAGAUUUAUUGGCAUUAUCAAUUAUUAUCGUCGUUGUCUUAAAAAUACAGCCGAACAUCAAGCUUUACUUACUGAAUUUUUAAAGGAUAGUAGCAAGAGAGAUAGAAGAGUUAUCCAUUGAAAUAAUGAAUCUGAAGUAGCCUUUCAAAACUGCAAAGAAGAACUUCUUCGAGUUACUACUCUUUCUCAUCCUGUACCUCACGUUCCUUUGAUUUUAACUUGUGAUGCCUUUAAUUUUGCUGUUGGAGCGUCUCUAGAACAAACCAUCGGUAAUGUUAAUAAACCUAUUGCAUUCUUUUCUAAAAAAACUUGAUCAAACUCAGAAGAAUUAAAGCACUUACGAUAGAGAACUUCUUAGUAUUUAUUUAGCUAUCAAGCACUUCAAAUAUUUACUUGAAGGACGUCAACUGAUUAUUAGAACAGAUCACAAGCCUUUGAUUUACGCUUCCCGUCAAAAACUUGAUAAAGCAUCUCCUAGGCAGAUCAGACAAUUGGAUUUUAUAGCCCAAUUUUCUUCUGAUAUUAUUUAUAUUUCAGGCAAGUUAAAUUUUGUAGUCGAUGCUUUAUCAAGAA